AUACCACGCGCUGGUUCAAAAUACAAAGGUGUUCCGAUGAUCAAGCAAUAGUAGGAAAAUUAACACAAGCACAAAAUACACGGAAGAAAUUUAUGAUUUUUUAUUUCAGUGUUUGAAGGAAAUUAAAUGUCUGGAAUUUUCUUCCCAAGAAUCUGGGUGCGAAGGGCGUAGACUAUUGUAUUUCAGAGUAAAAAAAAUGCACGAGCCGUGAUGACACCAUAUAGGAUGUGUACCUGGGAUACUCAAACCGUUCAUUAAUGAUGGCCCCGCCAAGAUGUGUUUCGUUUUUUCCUUGGAUGAUAUGUGUUUUAAUCUCGUUAAUAGAACAUCCUGUGCAUGUAGUUGGUUAUUCAACAUGUUACAAUGAGGCAGAGCAAGCCUUCAUUCCAGCUGCUUUGAUGUGUUACAACAACCAUGUUGUUGGGCCUCGUGUGGUGUUGGAUGUAUUCAGAGCCAAGGACUCCAGCACAACAGACUGUGUCUGUACUGUGACCAGUGACACACCCACUAAGUUUAACUUCUCUAAUUAUAAUAACUACCAUCCGGGAGUUGGUUGUGGUAGUGCACUUAUAUUUUCGGUAAAUGGUGAAUCUAAUGCAGAACAAUGUUUCGUGGAUGACAUGCAAUUGCCUUCUUCAAAUCUUACGGAUACCUCAGUUGACAUCAGCAUCACUGGUCCAAAGUCAGCCAUAAGUACGGACUACUGUGUACUGAUUGAGUCAGAUGUUGCGCUGAACAUUUCUUGUACAGGCGACUCGUUGUCUUCUUUAAUGACGACGGAAUCUGUAUCAACAACUGAAACAACCACAACACCUACUAAAGAAGCAACCACACAACAAACAACUAGUCAGACAUCACCGUCCACCACGGAUAAACUAGAUACCACAACAUCUAUCACUGUCACAACGUCAUCACAGAGUAUAUCGUCAUCGACAAACCAUCCAAUCGCUACCACAGAAGAAAAAGACAACUCUUCCACUCCAUCCUUAUUGAAUUCCUCUACAACAAGUAGCCAAACGAUAGAUACAACAGAGACGUCAACGGUAAUCGCCACAUUAGAAACCACCUCUGUUGUUCCAAACACCACAGAGAAUGUAAGUACAAGUACUAAUCUCCUCAGCAGUACUGAAAGUCCACAGACAACCACUCAAAUGUCCUCUACCAGUGUCAUUCAACAUACUACAACAAUUACGACAACAAACUCCUCCACAGAAAGUGGUGUACAAGACACCACAACAAUUGAGCCGCCACUGUCGUCCACAGAAAGUGGUACAGAAGAUAUCACAACCACUGACACGUCAAAGUCCUCCACAGCGAGUGGUGAACAACAAACAACCACUAAUGCAACAACACUGCCUGCAACUACCAAUAACAUUCAGAUGACUUCUAUAAUUGUAUCAACUGAGUCCUCUACUAUCAAUGUUGCACAACAAACAACGGUGUCUACAGCUUCACCACCAAUGUCAACUCAUGGGGUCACCGAGUCCACAAGCACUAGCUCGGUUACGCAGAAAGCAACAACAGUAAUUCCAGUUGCAAAGACCACCUUUAGACAAGCAACUGCAGAAGUUCCAUGGAAUGGGAUUAUUCCAGCCGUCUUAAUAGGAGUGGUACUUCUCGCAGCAUUAAUAAUUGUAUUUAUCAAAUGGCAGAGGAGUCGCGAAAUCAAGUACCCGCCUGAUAGUUCUUACAGUGACAGCGUGGAUUCUUCCAAUAAAUAUCCACAAAUGGGAGAAACUAACUUUGGAUAUGAUGCAUAUGAAGAUGAUUCAGGCAUUGUGACAGAGUUUUCGAAAAGUCCCGAGGAACUUGAAAUAGAGUAUGAAGACGAAGGGCUUGAUCCGAAGAACUUGACGAAAGGCACAUUUAUACGAUACAGUGUCAAAGAUUACAGCAGAAAUAUUGAUAGUGUUAAUCAUAACGGUGUCAGAAGACAAGCGCCAAAUGGCAUGGAUGUGUAUUUUUAGCACUUCAUUGAACAGCUUUAAAAUAUAAGAAAACCCGUAAGUCAGUGAGUGGGUUAUCGAGUUCAUGGUAUGGUAAUGAUUAAUUAUCAUUGGUGUGGAAGAAACGUAUAAGGAAGUUAAUUUUGGAAACCGGAUAUUAUAUAAAUCGGUGUGAUCAAAUAUACAUGUAGUAGCCUUGUGACUGUUUGUGGAUUGUGUUGUGAUUUCUGAACUAUAGAAAUAUAUUUUAACCCGCUGUAUAUUAUAUGCUUAAAUAUUGAUAUUGGAGCUUUAAAUACAUGAUAAAGACUCAUACAUCUAUUUCGCAUUUACAAUUGCAUUUAAAGUCUAUUUAUAAUGCAUGCAUUGCUAUCAAAUGCAAAAUAAAUAAAAAAAAAAUGAAUGCAAAAUGCAUCGACUCAAUAUCGAAAUAACACAAUGUACACACACAUUUACAUUACAGUUUCUUUGUUUAGAUUAUAUGCCAAAUCUAUGCAGCAAUGUUUAUAUUUUUGUAAUCAAAUUAAAUUUUUAUUAUUAAACUGUAUCGAAUGUC
Messenger RNA from Magallana angulata, 2502 nucleotides. RefSeq names its product mucin-3A-like. The transcript has 6 exons. NCBI's taxonomy places the organism in Eukaryota, Metazoa, Mollusca, Bivalvia, Ostreida, Ostreidae. Bases 258 to 1967 code for a protein of 569 amino acids. The record is from RefSeq and is a predicted model, not a curated record.